AUGGGGUACCGCAAGAAUCCAGACUUGUACGAGUGUUCUCUCUGUUUCCACUUAAUUUUACUGACGUUCAUGUCAUGGAUGAAACGUGGUGACGCCAUGUUGAGCGUGGGCGUCCUCUGGAUGCUGGCGGCCGUGGCUCAGUCUAAGCAGCUGGUGGACAAUCAAGAGCAGGCCUCAUUCGUAGUUGAGGAUGACGUCAUGAAGAAACCAGAAGAAAAGCCCUCCAUCAUAAUUGAGGAUCAAAUCAUAUUCAGGAAGAAGCGAGAAAAAAAGGCCCCGAUCAUUGUUGAAGACAUGGUUAUGAAGAAGAGAAGAGGCGCUGAGGUAGUGUUGACAUCCUUCCCAGAUGAACGUUUAAUCCCGAUCAUUGUUGAAGACGUCGUUAUGAAGAAGAAAGAGACGCUGAUUGGAAAAUUUUGCUUCGGGUGCACAAAGGGACACUCCAUGGUGACCUUGGUGCUGGCGGUAGAUAAGCGGUCAUGUCGCACAUGUGGUCAGAAAAAAAAAACAGAAAGGAAACUGAGUAAUUCCACGCCUUUGUCAUUUAAGUUCCCGAUCAUUGUUGAAGACGUCAUUAUGAAGAAGAAAAGAGACGCUGGUAAACCGAUUGUUGUUGAAGAGGAUAUAAUGUACGAGACCAAAAAUGAAGCUGAGGCCCCGAUCGUUGUUGAAGACGUCUUGAUGAAGAAGAAAAGAGACGCUGAGGCUCAGAUUGUAGUUGUUGAAGACGUCACUAUAAAGAAGAGAAGAAACGCGGAGGCCCAGGUCGUCAUGGAAGACAUCAUUUUGAGGAAGAAAAGAGAAGCUGAGCCCUCCGUCAUAAUUGAGGAUCAACUCUUGUUUAAGAAGAAGCCAGAAGAAAAGAGCUCAAUCGUUAUUGAAGACGUCGUUAUGAAGAAGAAAAGGGAUGCUGAGGGAUUUGUCGUUGUGGAGGACAAUGUGGUGGGAAAACAGCAGUCGUCUCAACCCAAAAAGGCCUUGAUCAUCAAUGAUGAUAUCGUUAUGAGGAAGAAACGAAAUGCUGAGAAAUUUGUCGUCAUUGAGGACAUUGUCCUAGGAAAAGAACAGUCGUCUCAACCAGAAAACAAACCGAUUGUUGUUGAAGAUGAUAUAAUGUACAGGACCAAAAAUGAAGCCAAGCCUCCUGUCAUUAUAGAGGACCACGUCAUGAAGGGGAAGCCAGAAGCUAAGCACCAGAAUCCUAUUACUAUUGAGGAUGAUAUUUUUAAGAAGAAGAAAAGAGAAGCUGCGCCCCCUAUAGUUAUAGAGGACCACAUCAUGAAGAAGAAACAAGAUAAGUCAUCUAUCGUCAUUGAGGAUGCCAUUCUGAUCAAAAAGAAGAGAGACGCUGAGGGAUCAAUCGUGAUUGACGAUAUUGUGUUGCGAAAAAAGCAGUUGCCUCCGUCAGAAAAGAAAUUCAUUACUAUUGAGGAUGAUAUUUUAAAGAAGAAGAAGAAAAGAGUAGCUGCGCCCCCUGUCGUAAUACAGGACCACAUCAUGGAGAGGAAGCGAGAAGCCAAGGGAUCUAUCGUGAAUGACGAUAUUGUGAUGGGAAAAAAUCAGCUGCCUCCGUCCGAAAAGAAAUUCAUUACUGUUGAGGAUGAUAUUUUAAAGAAGAAGAAGAAAAGAGCAGCUGCGCCCCCUGUCGUAAUACAGGACCACAUCAUGGAGAGGAAGCGAGAAGCCAAGGGAUCUAUCGUGAAUGACGAUAUUGUGAUGAGAAAAAAUCAGUUACCUCCGUCAGAAAUGAAACCAAUCGUUAUUGAGGAUGAAAUGAUUCUAAAGAAGAAACGAGACGCUGAAAACUCAGUAGUUCAGGAUGACUUGAUGUUCCGGAAGAAAAGAAAAACUGAGGACACCGUCAUUGAGGACCAGAUAUUGUCAAAAUCUGAGGUAACACUGCCUAAACCUUUUGUUGUUGAGGAUGAACUGAUCUUGCGGAAGAAAAGAGAAGAUGAGAAACCUACCAUUACUGAGGAUGACCUUGUGAUCUUUAAGAGAAAGCGAGACGCUGAGAAACCCAUCGUUGUUGAGGAUCAAGUGAUGUUCAAGAAGAAACGGGAAGCUGAGGAUGUGGGAGUGAUCGAUACUGGUAGUGAGAGAAAGAAGAGGGCGACCAAGGAUGUGGAAGCUAUCGAUGGUACUGACCGAAGGAAGAGGGCGAACAAGGGAAUCGUGAUUGAAGAUGAAGUCAUGGCAAAACCGAUAAAACCUCAACCGAAUCAUAUCAUUGUCGAGGAUGUUGUGGCUUUCAGAAAGAAAAGAGAAAAUGAGGAAAAGGAGGAGGGUAUUAUUUCUGAUGACAUUAUCGGCUUCAGAAGAAAAAGAGCAGACAAAAAGGCAGAGAAUGAAAUCAUUAUCGAAGAACUUGGCGGAUUGAGAAAAAGAAGAGAAGAUAAGAACACCAGGGCUAUAUUUGGCGAAGACCUUGACGGCAUCAGGAAGAGACGAUCAGUCAAGGAUGAUAAAGAAGAUGUCAUUGUUGAUGACAUCAUCGAGUGGAGAAAGAAACGUGAAAACGAGGAUAACGAAGGUAGUAUAAUUAUAACGGACGUAGACGCAAUGAGGAAGAAACGAGGAGCAGAGAAUAACAAAGAGAGUAUAAUUAUAGCUGACAUGGACGCAAUGAAGAAGAAACGGGCGGCAGAGGUUGAACCCAUCGUUAUUGAGGAUGAUGUACUUCAUCAGGAACAAGGACCCGACAAGGGAUCUGCUGUGGACAAAAUUAAACGGGCGUACGCCGCCUGGAAUGAGGCCGUUCGAACUAAAGAUGUGGAAGCUUUCACCGCCCUGAACACAGACGACAUUGUCUACCUUCCCCCAGACGCGAAGCCUUUAUCUGGGAAAAAAGCUGUUCGGAGGCGCACUUCCAAAGCCUUUCGCACAAGUUCGAAUCCGAGUGUCUUAACAUUCGAGGGAAUAGCCCUGGAAUGUGGCGAUAGCUUUGUAGUCCAACAUACCGGCAGGCAAACGGCAGCCGACGGAAGAGUCCUCACGACAAGUGGUGUGCGUAUCAUGACCAUAGAAAACGGAGUAGCGAAGGUAAAGCUGUCGAUCUAUAACAGAGAUUCCCCAAAGGAAGAGCCCACAAAACAACCCAGUCAACCAGUCUACCCGUACAACAACUACUACUACCGGGGCUACAGUAAUUAUUACAACUCCCCGGGCCAUCGCCGUUACUGA
Messenger RNA from Liolophura sinensis, 3183 nucleotides. RefSeq lists its product as uncharacterized. The transcript has 49 exons. The record is from RefSeq and is a predicted model, not a curated record. Bases 1 to 3183 code for a protein of 1060 amino acids. Lineage: Eukaryota; Metazoa; Mollusca; Polyplacophora; Chitonida; Chitonidae.